Messenger RNA from Caenorhabditis briggsae, 1710 nucleotides. RefSeq names its product Protein CBR-ZTF-1 (gene Cbr-ztf-1). Gene Ontology annotation, molecular function: DNA-binding transcription activator activity, RNA polymerase II-specific; RNA polymerase II cis-regulatory region sequence-specific DNA binding. Bases 1 to 1710 code for a protein of 569 amino acids. Gene Ontology annotation, cellular component: nucleus. The transcript has 12 exons. Gene Ontology annotation, biological process: regulation of transcription by RNA polymerase II. NCBI's taxonomy places the organism in Eukaryota, Metazoa, Nematoda, Chromadorea, Rhabditida, Rhabditidae. The record is from RefSeq and is a predicted model, not a curated record.
AUGAGCGAGACGUUUGAAAUCAGCGACACCUCAUCGUCGUCUCACUCACUUGUAUCGGAGAAUGGGAAAAAGUAUUACUGUCUGAAUCCACCAGCGGCUGAGACAAAGCCAGAAACUUCUCAAGCCCCCACAGAAGUUGUCAAAAGUGGCCCUUUGAUCUGUGAGCCACGAGCUCCGUCAAGUGGUCCCAUGCACUACUACGGUGACACUUUGGUAGUGAAAAAUGCCCGGGAAAUGUUUAAUAAUAUUGACAUCCUAGCCGAUGGCCGUUACUUCUGUUGUGUGUGUAAACGUCCGUACAAAACGCACGCCACGUUGACUGCUCAUCUCCGGGGAUCCCAUUUGCGUCAGGAGAGUCGGUGUCUGGAAUCAGGAUGUAAUCACAUAUCUCUGACGGAAAACGAGAGGCGGAAGCAUCAGAAAAUGCAUGAUAAGACCAAGUAUCCGAAGUUUUCCAGAGAGAGUUUGGAACUACACCAAAAGAUAGAAAAUGUCACAAUUCCCGAGCCAAAGUAUCCCGGGGAAAAUGUGCUCCGCGAGCAAACGAUCAAAAACACCAAAGAGGUCCCAGGCAUGAAUUAUACUGUGGUGAGGAUAAAGAAUUUAGAUAUAAUGUUUUGGUUUUUGAAGGAUAAGAGAGGAAAAUACAAGUAUUCGUGCACGAAAUGUGAUCAACACUUUCAUAAUCAGUAUUAUGCUGCUCGUCAUUCGGAACUUCACAGCAACGCUCCGAAACAAUGCUUUUACUGUGGAGAGAUUCGACAAGGAACGAUGGAUCUUCAAGUUCACUACAUGCGAUUUCAUAAGCAGGAGGGCGUUCGAACGAUCACCUGCAAGGCUUGUGAGCGCGCAUUCACCACAACGACACUUUUCCGGAAUCAUGCCAAUCAGACAGAGUGCGAACUUGCGUGCCGGAAUUUGCUCAUUCGACAGGAUGUAUACUAUGGAGAGCUGCCGGAAGGAACGAUGAUAGACGCGCUCACUUUGAACCGCUUGAACUUCUUCCGCAAACGACAAGAAGAGCGAGAGCAGAUGGGCGGUACCAGUGAGACAGUGACAGCUCAAGAGGAGCCAACAGACGCAGCUGUACUAUCGUCAUCUGCAUCGCAAGAGGACAUUUUCGAUUGCUCAUCGAAUUCGUUAAUACAGACCGAGUUUGGACUCAAGAAGUUUAAGGAAUUUAAAACGGCUCGAGCGACGAUGAAACGAGGAAUCGAUGAUGGAGGAAAUGAUGAUGAUGACAGUUCAUCGUCGGCGAAAAAAGUGUUGACAGCACAGAAUACCUAUUCUCAGGAGGCGCCGAUGACAGCAACACAGCAAAAUCUCGACUGGGACAACCCAAACAUUAUCUAUCCACCGGUGACUUUUGGCUACGAUCCUCUCAUUGGAACUUAUCCAGACUUUCAACCAAUGCAACAGUUCACUCAAUUCCAAUCCUACUAUUCUUCUCAACCACCAGCCUACCAAGAGCCACUUUACAAUGACAUUCCUGUGGUGAAACAGGAAGAGGUGACAACCGAUUCGACCUACAGUAAUCCUGAACCCCGAGAGCCUCUCAACAGCACUUCCGACAUCGCAUCGGAGCUACUCAAUCAGCAGGAGGAGGUGGAUAUCGUUUUCGAAGAAUUGGAUAAAUUGGAUUUUGUCAUGCCAUCAACCCCCGAUCCUGAUAACAACGACGAUGACCUGGAAGGGAUGUUCAACUUUUGA